AUGAAGUGCUCUCUACUGUUUCUAUCCACUCUUGCCACAUUGGCAAGUUACGCCAAUGCCGCUACCUGCACAACGGGUCUCAACUAUUGCGGGUAUAAUCUUGUGAAAAAAGGUCACUACAGAGAGGAGAUAGCUCGCGAGCUUCUCAAAUAUCACCAAGAUGUCAGCAACUUCAAUAUGUAUCACAGCUUAUUCUCUUGUGGUGAAGGUGGCGAAGGUUGGAUUGGAUAUGAAAUGACAUGUUUCGGUGGUUGUGUCGAUGGUGGAGCGGGCCAGAGUGAUCAUUGUUGA
Fusarium venenatum is the source of this 291-nucleotide messenger RNA. RefSeq lists its product as uncharacterized. The record is from RefSeq and is a predicted model, not a curated record. Lineage: Eukaryota; Fungi; Ascomycota; Sordariomycetes; Hypocreales; Nectriaceae.